AUAGGCUUUGUAUCGUGGCUUUUUUUAUCUUCUUCACUUCAAAGUUUUGGCUUUUGUAUCAUUUCGCACAACGCUUGUGACGUCAUAUAAAGCAAUAUGGCGGACGAUAAGAAAAGCGAAGAUGACAGCAUUAGUAUGUCGAUGCGCGUUACUCUGUUUGGCAUAAGAAAAGCAUUUCCGAAAGUGAAGCAACUUGAAACAGAAGAUUUGGAAAAUCUAAUUAAAGAAAACUGCAGAAAUCUUAUACUGCUGGAUGUACGAAGGAAAGAGGAGUAUGCUGUUAGUCAUUUACCUGGAUCUAUACAUAUUGAUCCUGACGAGACAGCAGAAGCUGUUUUUGGAAAGGUCAAACCAAUUCUUGAUGAUUGUGAAAAUGGAAAAGUAAUUAUUGUAUGUUAUUGUUCGUUGGGAUACCGCUCUUCCUUGAUGGCUCAAAAACUCUAUCCCCACUGUAAAUUGCUUGCUGAAGCACAAAAAAUCAGCUUCAUGCCAGUGAUACAAAACCUUGAAGGAUCAAUAUUUAAAUGGGCAAACGAGGGAAGAGAAAUGAUUGACAAUGAAAAUAGGAAAACCAAAUGUUGUCAUCCUAAUAGUUUUCUAUUGGGGAAAAUUGUUAAAAAGUGAACUGAAAAUGUACGAGACUCAAUCAAACAAUGAACACAAAUCUUCAAUGCUUUGAUAUAAUUUUAGGUUUAUACAGAUUGACUGUAAAAUACUUGUAGGCUCAUAAAUUUUCAUAUUUGUUUAGCUUUCA
Messenger RNA from Xenia sp. Carnegie-2017, 754 nucleotides. Its product is annotated as thiosulfate:glutathione sulfurtransferase-like. Gene Ontology annotation, molecular function: thiosulfate-cyanide sulfurtransferase activity. The coding region runs from base 97 to 624 and encodes 175 amino acids. NCBI's taxonomy places the organism in Eukaryota, Metazoa, Cnidaria, Anthozoa, Malacalcyonacea, Xeniidae. The transcript is spliced from 3 exons. The record is from RefSeq and is a predicted model, not a curated record.